AUGCAGAGCUCCCUGCAGGCGUCCGUGCGGGAACUCGCGCUGGGGGUGUACUCGCAGCCUGACCGCUUCCUGCUCGAGUGCGUCCAGAACGCGGACGACUGCGAUUUCGAGGACGACGUCGAGCCGCAGCUGCACGUCACGUGCCGCCCUGGGGAGUACUUCUGGAUGCAGUGGAACGAGCGGGGCUUCCAGCCGGAGGACGUCCGGGCCGUGUGCGACAUCGCCAAGUCCACCAAGAGGUCCUCGGCGCGCGCGGCGACGGGCUGCAAGGGCCUCGGCUUCAAGUCCUACUUCCUCGUCUCGGGCACGCCGCACGUGCUGUCCCUCCCCUUCCUCUUCCGCUUCGACGCCGCGGCGGAGGUCCCGCUGCCGCACCUGACGCCCUGGCCGCUCUCGCAGGAGGAGCGCCAGGCCUUGCCGCGCCAGGUCCCAGACAGCGGCACGGCGGUGUACCUGCCCGUGCGCGACGGGGACGCCUGCGCCCUGGGCGUCCCGAGGCUCCCGCCGGUGGUGAUGCUCUUCCUGCGCCGGCUGCGACUGGUGAGCAUCUGGGACGUCAAGUCGACGCCUGGCCACGAGACCCGGCUGCGACUCCCUCGGGCUUGCAGCGCGAUCGACGAUAGGCGCGAGGAGUUCGACGGGGGCUUGGAGGUCUCGGUAGAGGUCACGGCAGUGGAGGGCGACGGCCCCGAGACGUUUUCCGAGCAGAGGUUCCUCCUGUUCCGCAGCGUCACCGCCGACGGCGUGGUGGAGGCCGCCUUCCCGCGCCGCGCCCCGGCCAGGGUGUCCGAGACGGCGGGCGCCGCCCGGGAGGACGCGGCGGACGCGCUGCCGGGCCGCCUCGGUGGCCACGGCGCACUGCCGCUGUGCGUCACGCUGCCCGUGGCGGACCUAGGGUUUGCCUUCGCCAUCAACGGCGACUUCGAGCUCGUCGCGAGCCGCGAGGAGGUGGACCGCUCGCUGACGCGGAACCUGAGCCUCCGGCGCGCCCUUACCGCGCUGUGGCUCCGGGCCGUGGGCGGCACGCCGGAGCUGCGCGGCAGCGUGUGGGACUUGCUGCCGGGCCCAGUGUCCAACCCCUUCUGGGCCCCCUUCGUCGCCGAGGUCUCCAGGGAAGUGCAUAGCUGGCCCGUGCUGCCCACCUCCACGCCGGGCGAGCUCCUGCCAGCGUCGCAGGUCCUGCGCCCCAGCCCGCUUAGCCGGGCUUUGGAGCUCUCGGGGCACCGGCUUCGCCUGGCGCUCGGGAUGGACUUCCUCGCGGACGACUUCGCCCCGAGCCCGGACACCAGGAGGGCGUGCAAGCCGUUCGGCCUGGCCCACCUGCUGUGCUACUUGGAGUCCAGCGCGUUCGACCCGUCGGCCCACGGCGAGAGCUGGCGCGACAGGCUGGUGAACGAGCUGCUGCGGGCGCUCGAGGAGGACCGCGCGGAGCUGCCGCUCCCGCUGCAGGACGUGGUCGCGCGCCUCAGGCGCGUGGGGCUGUUCCGCCUGUGCGGCAGCCCCGAGGCGGACUGGGCGCCAGCGGACGGCGGCGGGGACGCAGGCCGCAUCUUCACGCGUUGCAGCACCCCUUGGCGGCCUGCCUGCCUGCGCGUGCUCCGGUGCGAGGGCGAUGGCAGCCCCUCGGAGCCCAGCACCGCAGAGGCGAGGCUGCUCGGAUGGCUUGGUGGCGGGGGCGAUGCUGGGCCACGCGACGUAGCAUCCGCAGCCCUGCUCCACAGCGCAGCGCCGUGCCCCACGGACCUCGAGACCCUGCUGUUCCUGAGGGACCACUGGGUGGAGAUACUCGAAGGUGGCGGCUCGAAGGAGAACUCCCUCGCGCACCUCUCGGCCGACGACGUGGCGCAGUGCAUCUCAGGCGCCGUCUGGCUGCCCGCCAGCGAAGGCCACGCCGCCAUGCGGCCCGACGAACUGCUGUUGCCCAUGGCCCUCGGCCAGACCCUUUCGGAGGAUGUGCCUGGCUCGCGCGGGCCGCGGGUUGCCGUCCCCGUGCCGCGCCCCGGCGAGGGCGUUCGGCAGGAUGGUUCGGCCGUCCAGGAGACCUUGAAGUGGGAAUUGCUGCUUAUCAGGCUUGGUUCGCGCCUGCCGCGGGGCGGCGGCGGCCGCCUGGUGGACCUCUCAAGAGUGCUCGCGGGCGAGGACGAUGCCGAGGCUCUGGCUGCGGAAGUCUUGGAGGCCCACCGUGGCUGCGGCAGCGCGGUGGCGCUGAGGGACCACGCCUCGGUGACGUGCCUGCGCGGGGGCGAGGCCAGGCUCACGGUGACCUCGCCGCACGUCUUCGCCGAGGAGGCCUUCGGCGACUUCGCCGACGUGCUGCCGCUGGUGAGGGUGUCCCCGGGGCUGCGCGCCCCCGCGGAGGCGGCGCUGGGCAUCCGCUGCUCGCGAGACGCCGCGACGGCUGCCGCGUGCCUCCUCCCGGGCCUGCUGCGACCGUGGCCCGGGCUGCAGCCGCCCAGCCCCGCCGCGUUCGCCCGGGCCUAUCAGAUCGUGGCCGGCGCGAGCGCGGCAGAGCUCCGGGCCCCCGUGGCGGGCCCGCGGCCGGGGGCCCACGGCGCAGAGCGCACCGUCGUGGCGCACCUGCGGGACGGGCUGUGCCUGCCUGGCCGCGCGGAGCCGCUGCCGGCGGCCUCCUGCGUGUGGCAGAGCCGCUUCGAGGCCUCCGCCAAACUCUCGGGCUGGGUCGUGCUGGAGCCGCUCUUCGGCGAGGACCUGCGGGCCCUCUUCGUGGACAAGCUCGGGGUGGCGCCGCACCUCUCCGCGAGGGACGCCCUGCGCGCGCUGCAGGCGUUCGCCACGGAGGACGGCCAGCGAGGCGGGUGCUACACGACAGGAAGCCUGCCCUGGAUCCGCAAAGCCUCCUCGACAUACCUGCUGGACCUGGAGCGCGCCCUGGAGCGCGAAAGUCUGGAGAGCAUCGCUGCAGAGAAGUGGUCAGUGCCCAUUCUCAGUGUGGCGGCGCAGUGGGUCUGGUGUAGUACCGUCGCGCCGCUUGGAGCCCCGGCGGAGUGCGUCUUGGUCGAGGAUGCGGGAUCGGCUCCUGCCUUGGAGGUCGCCAUCGCUGCAGCCAGCAGUGCUCCAGACCCCAUCGAUGUGAGAGUGAUCUCUUCGAACGUACGCAAGGAAUGCCCCCUAGUCACGAGAUUGCUGAACCUGACGUUGGCUGGCGACGCGCUGCAGUUGUGGCUGUCUUCUUCCGACCCAAUCACCCCUGCGAAGAGGUGUUUUCCCAAGGGCUGGCCCAAGGACUCCCUUGUGCUGGCCACCCCCGAGAGCUCGCACAAGCCCUGCGGCCUUGCCGGGGUCACCAGCAUCUCUGUCGUGGACGGGCUGAGCCUAUCUGUCCGCCUGCCCACAGGAGGCGGCGAGGUAGAGGCGCGCUGGCCUCCGGGUGGGGUGGUGGUGUACGGCCCGUACGACGGCGCAGCCAUGCUGAUCUGUCGGGGCUGUUUGGGCGCCUGUCAGUUGCAGGCAUGCGUGGCGCGGGCUCUCGCGGCCCUGGUGCCACCGGGCGGCCCCCCCGAGGACGCCUGCAGGGAGCUCGUGCGCGCUUGGUGGCCGCAGAAGCUGCGCGACGCCACCGCGACCGCCUUUCCUCUCGAGGUGCCCGCGCAGUCCUUCCUGUCGGACCUGAGCGAACGAGGCGAGAAGCAGGCCCGCCUCCUCCGCUCCCCGCUGGCGAUGAUCCCGUCGGGUUUGGCAGUGUUCGUGUAA
This is a messenger RNA of Prorocentrum cordatum, 3711 nucleotides long. NCBI's taxonomy places the organism in Eukaryota, Dinophyceae, Prorocentrales, Prorocentraceae. The record is from the annotation of a GenBank genome assembly.